This is a messenger RNA of Xiphophorus couchianus (Monterrey platyfish), 3351 nucleotides long. RefSeq names its product adhesion G-protein coupled receptor F1-like. Gene Ontology annotation, cellular component: membrane. The coding region runs from base 420 to 2633 and encodes 737 amino acids. NCBI's taxonomy places the organism in Eukaryota, Metazoa, Chordata, Actinopteri, Cyprinodontiformes, Poeciliidae. The record is from RefSeq and is a predicted model, not a curated record. The transcript has 12 exons. Gene Ontology annotation, molecular function: G protein-coupled receptor activity. Gene Ontology annotation, biological process: adenylate cyclase-activating G protein-coupled receptor signaling pathway; cell surface receptor signaling pathway.
GUCCCAAACAGACUAAAACGAAAUGUCAGGAGCUUGUGUCAAAAGAUUGUACUGUGAAGAGUCUAACCUUUCGGAGUGGAAGUACCAUCGCUGACUACACUCUCAUUAGUUCUUCUGGGGAUGAAAAACUAUUUGAUUUAGCAAAAGAUAAAGUGUUAAAUCAACUGGCAGCAAAGUAUCCUGUGGACUUUGUCAGUGUUAAACAAUUAACUACAUCAGUUGAUCCCGGGACAAUAAUUGCUGGGGUUUCAGUCACCCUGACAUGUGGACCUCCUCCGACUAAUCUGGGUUCAGACCUGACGGUGGAGUGGACACGUUCUGGAACUCUCCUGGACACAGUUACACCCAACCAAGACAGAACGUCAAUAUACACAAUCCCAAGGUUUUUGAAAAUUCAUGAUGGAACAUAUGUGUGUAAAAUGAAGCGGAACGACGGUGCCACUUUCACACAGAGCCUCACCUUAACGUCCAAAGCAGCACCACAGAUUACCGUGAACCCAGUCAGAGGAACGGUGCAAUGUGGUGAUUCUGUGUCUGUGUCGUGUUCUGUUAACACUGGCUACCAGGUUCAAUUUAAAGACCUGGAUCUUCCAACUCCUGGUUUGGAAAUCAACUAUGUUUACAAAGCCCCUGAUGGAUGUACCGAACGGGAAGAGACGAUAACCUGCCAAGUGACAACUAACCCACAGGAUUAUAAAAUAAUAACUCUGGAAUUAAUCAAAGCUGUUGUUUGUAAAGCUGACGGUGUAUUCAGUGCCGGAUCGGUAGGUUUUCAGGCUGUUGCAUCCUGUGAAAAAGGCAAGAUGGGAACCAUAACAGCAGUUUGUAAGGCGGAUGGCACAUAUGGAGAUAUCCAAAACAACUGUGUUCUAGAAGUCGUACAGAAUCUGCUCAGUGAGUCGGAGGCAUUGGAUGUGGUUACUCUGCCAGCAUUCUUGGAAGACCUCAAGGGUGCAACUAAGAACAACUCUAAGACCAUAACUGAUUCUCCAGCCACCAUCAGCGCCAUGGUGAAAAUCUUUGCAAAUAUUGGCAGGAGGGCCAAUUCUUUAAAAAUCACAAUAUCUGAACAGUCUACAAAGAAUCUCCUGGAAAGUGCAGGCAUUCUUACCAGUGACGCUGCAAAAGGCUCAUGGGAUGAACUGAACAAUAACAACAAAAGUGAAAGCUCAGAAAACAAAAAUGCCAGCUCUUCAUUUUUGAGCGCCUUUGAAGGGAUAGCAGCCCACGUCGUCAACGAACCUUUGAGCAUAAAUACACAGUAUAUUCUUUUCACCAAAGUUAAUUUCACAAACAAUUUCAAGGAUGACUUUAAUUCCUCCGUGGAAAUAAACAUACCAGAAGCUGAGGGAAGCAGGCAGUCAAUCGCAGUAAUGUUAUUUGCUUCCAUGGACAACGUGCUUCCUGCAAGGGAAAGCGUGAACACGUCGUCCAGCGUCAUCAAUGGAAGGGUGGUGCUUAUUCAUCCAGAAUCAGACAUUAACAACAUAUCGAUAGCAUUUGAUGUUCUGAAUGAGACCCUGGGAAAGCCUAAGUGUGUUUUCUGGGAUUUCGAUCUGUUUGACAGUCUUGGAGGAUGGAGUGAUGAAGGCUGCGCCUUUGUACUGAACGAAAACGGAACAGUCAGGUGCAACUGCAACCACACCACCUCCUUCUCCAUUCUGAUGUCGCCUGACAGCCCACAGGAUAUUGUGUUGGACUUUAUAACCUACAUUGGACUUGGCAUAUCCAUGGGCUCCCUGAUUGUAUGUCUCAUCAUUGAAGGCAUCGCAUGGAGAAAAAUAAGAAGACAUUCAACGUCGUACUUGCGUCACGUCUCCAUCGUCAACAUCGCAGUGUCUCUCCUGAUUGCAGACAUUUGGUUCAUUAUUGGAGCGGCCGUUUCAAACACAAAAAGUGCGCCGGCCUGCACAGCCGCUACCUUCUUCAUCCAUUUUUUCUACCUGGCCCUGUUCUUCUGGAUGUUAGCCUCGGCCCUGCUGCUGCUCUACCGGACCCUCAGUGUCUUUGAGGGAGGGCUGUCUAAACUAACCAUGCUGAUCAUCGGAUUCUCUUUGGGAUAUGGAGCUCCGCUGAUCAUUGCAACAAUAACCAUUGCUUCAACUGCUCCCUCGAAUGAGUACAUCCGGGAAAACGUCGUCUGUUGGCUCAACUGGAACCAGUCUAAAGCUCUGCUGGCCUUCGUGGUCCCUGCUCUCAUGAUAGUAGUGAUAAACUUAAUCAUCCUGGUUGUGGUGUUGUACAAAAUACUGAGCAGAAGAGGUGGAGCAAAUGCAUCCCAAGCAGAAGGGAAGAACGUUCUGUACGUGAUUGCCAGGAGUUUGGCUGUGCUCACGCCGUUGUUCGGACUGACUUGGGGUUUGGGAGUCGGAGUCAUGCUCAGCCCAAAAAACAGAGGGAUGCAAAUUACGUUUGCAUUGUUCAACUCAGUCCAGGGUUUCUUCAUUCUGGUGUUUGGAACACUGUUGGACAAAACGGUGCGAUCAGCGAUGACCAAAUCUCAGGGAUCUUCCUCGCAUAGCAAGACAACAAGCACCAGCGCUGGAACUCUUUACAGCUUCUUUAACAAGCUGAAAAAACCAAGACGUCCUACAGGUGGCUACCACAUGUCUUCUCGUGGAUCCAACACUUAAUCCAAUGCAAAGUCAAACAAAUCAAUAUUAUUUUUUUUGUACAGAAUUUGUUCUCAUCAAGUUUGAUUUGCUUUUUAAUGGAUUGUGAACAAGUGAAGGAAACUGAAUCCACUGCUUUCAGCAGCUGCUACUUGUAAUAAUAAAUCUUUCUUCACAUAAUGUACGCAUGUCUUUUUAAAAUGUAUAAUAAUCAGCAGUAAUGUCUGUAAACAUUUUUCAUCCCAACUUUUGACCAAAUGUUUCCUUUGUUUCUUAUGGUCUAAGAUUUAUUUGGUGGAAAAGUGCAAAUUAUGUUAAAUUUUGAGAAGCUUAUAUCAGAUUAUUUUGAAUAAACACAUAAUAUACAAAGUAAUAUACAUAAUAUACUACGUUUCAUUUCAAAAAGUAGAUGCGGAGAUGUUGCAUUUUUGCAAAGCAAGUUACCCAAAUGACUUUAAUCCAAUUAUGACUCUAAUGUUGCUGUAACAUAACACUUCUACUAUUAAUGUGAAGUAAUGAAUUUUAUUUCGUAGUAGCUGUUGACGCUUCCCUGUUUUGUAUAAUGUGCGUGUAUGUAUGUGUGUUCUACUUUUAUAAAAGUACUAUAUAUUUUAUUCAUUGUUUUCCCAAACCUAAAUAUUCUAAAAUGUCAUCUUAAAGACUUGUACAGAAAUUUUGUUUUUUUGAGCCAUUCUGCUUUUAUUUUGUUUUUUGUUUUAAUAAACUCCUCCAUAUUAAA